Molecule: messenger RNA, 8151 nt
Organism: Pteropus alecto (black flying fox)
Lineage: Eukaryota; Metazoa; Chordata; Mammalia; Chiroptera; Pteropodidae
Gene: GUCY1A1
Product: guanylate cyclase 1 soluble subunit alpha 1
Exons: 11
Coding region: 662-2734 (690 amino acids)
Biological process (GO): response to oxygen levels; cGMP biosynthetic process
Cellular component (GO): guanylate cyclase complex, soluble
Molecular function (GO): heme binding; guanylate cyclase activity
Source: RefSeq, a predicted model, not a curated record
UCUUCCUUUGUCCCUGUCCCCUCUGCUCUGUCUCGAAAGUAACCGUGGGGCAGGCGAUUGGGUAGUUGGAGGGCCCUGGACUUAGUUCCUCAGCCCUAGUCUGGGCUUAGUGGGUGGGACUCAGCACACGGCUAGUUGUCCAGAAACACGUUUCUCUGCAGUUUUCCUACACUUUUGCUGCAUCAGACCCGAAGCAGAAAGCAAACAGCAGCUGUGGAGCUGCCCCAAGCGACCUACACCUGCAGGGGAAGGAGCGCCGCCAGCAGCUUGGAGACCCGGCCCUGAGUGACCUCACCAUGAAAGAAAGAUACGGAGACACAGGGAGAGAUUGCGACCAGAAAGCACCGAGCGUUUGAAGCGGCGCGGGAAUCGGGUUCGCGAGGCACGUCGCGCCCCGCCCAGCCUGUUGAGCAGGUCUACAGGAGUGAGCGCAAGCGACCGCGUGUACGUGCGGAUUUGCGAGGCGCGCCCUGGAGCUGCUGGAAAUCCAGAAACGCAGGCCCGUGCUCCGCGAGGUCCCCGCGUAAGUGGUCGCUGAGUACCCACGCGGACACCCCAGUCACCAGUGUCCUUGAUCUGAUAGUGGCUUCUAUUGGUCAGUCCCACAUAAGAAUAACAGCUCACCAGGACAAGAUCCACAUAGGGCGAGGCCACCAACACCAUGUUCUGUACGAAGCUGAAGGAUCUCAAGAUCACAGGGGAAUGUCCUUUUUCCUUACUGGCACCAGGGCAGGUCCCUAAAGAGCCAGCAGAAGAGGUAGCUGGAAGCUCCGAGAGCGGCACAGCCACUCUGACCAUCUGUCAGGACGUCCCUGAAAAGAAUGUACAAGGAAGUAUUCCUCAAAGAAAGACCAGUCGGAGCCGUGUCUACCUCCACACUUUGGCAGAGAGCAUUUGCAAACUGAUUUUCCCAGAGUUUGAGCGGCUGAACCUUGCACUUCAGAGAACACUGGCAAAACACAAAAUAAAAGACAGCAGGAAAUCUGUGGAAAGAGAAGACUUUGAAAAUAUAAUUGCAGACCACGCACUUGCAGCAGGGGUCCCAGCGGAGAUCAUCAAAGAAUCUCUCGGUGAAGAACUUUUUAAAAUAUGUUAUGAGGAAGAUGAACACAUCCUGGGUGUGGUUGGAGGAACCCUCAAAGAUUUUUUAAAUAGCUUCAGCACCCUUCUGAAACAGAGCAGCCACUGCCAAGAAGCAGAAAAGAAGGGCAAGCUUGACGACGCCUCCAUUCUCUGCCUGGAUAAAGAUAACGAUUUCCUAAAUGUUUACUAUUUCUUCCCUAAGAAGGUCACGUCCCUGAUUCUUCCCGGCGUCAUUAAGGCAGCUGCUCACAUCUUGUACGAAACCGAAGUAGAAGUGUCGCUAAUGCCUUCCUGCUUCCGCAACGAUGGUGGCGAGUUUGUCAAUCAGCCCUAUUUGUUAUACUCCGUUCAUGUCAAGAGCACCAAACCAUCCUUGUCCCCGGGCAAACCACAGUCCUCACUGGUCAUUCCCGCAUCUCUCUUCUGCAAGACAUUUCCGUUCCAUUUCAUGUUUGACAAAGAUAUGACAAUUCUGCAAGUUGGCAAUGGCAUCAGGAGGCUGAUGAACAGGAGGGACUUUCAAGGAAAGCCAAAUUUUGAAGAGUACUUUGAAAUUCUGACUCCAAAAAUCAACCAAACGUUUAGCGGGAUCAUGACUAUGUUGAAUAUGCAGUUUGUAGUCCGAGUGAGAAGAUGGGAUAACUCUGUGAAGAAAUCUUCAAGGGUUAUGGAUCUCAAAGGCCAAAUGAUCUACAUCAUUGAAUCCAGUGCGAUCUUGUUCUUGGGGUCACCUUGUGUGGACAGAUUGGAAGAUUUUACAGGACGGGGGCUCUAUCUCUCAGACAUCCCAAUUCAUAAUGCUCUGAGGGAUGUGGUCUUGAUAGGAGAACAGGCCAGAGCUCAAGACGGACUGAAGAAGAGGCUGGGCAAAUUGAAGGCCACCCUUGAGCAAGCUCACCAAGCCCUGGAGGAGGAGAAGAAGAAGACAGUUGAUCUUCUUUGCUCUAUAUUUCCCUGUGAGGUGGCACAGCAGCUGUGGCAAGGGCAAGUUGUGCAAGCCAAGAAGUUCAGUAGCGUCACCAUGCUUUUCUCAGACAUUGUUGGGUUCACUGCCAUCUGCUCCCAGUGUUCACCACUGCAGGUCAUCACCAUGCUCAACGCACUCUACACGCGCUUUGACCAGCAGUGUGGAGAGCUGGAUGUCUACAAGGUGGAGACCAUUGGCGAUGCAUAUUGUGUGGCUGGGGGAUUACACAAAGAAAGUGAUACCCAUGCCAUUCAGAUAGCACUGAUGGCCCUGAAGAUGAUGGAGCUCUCUGAUGAAGUCAUGUCUCCCCAUGGAGAACCGAUCAAGAUGCGAAUCGGAUUGCAUUCUGGGUCAGUUUUUGCUGGAGUUGUUGGAGUUAAAAUGCCCCGUUACUGUCUUUUUGGAAACAACGUCACUUUGGCUAACAAAUUUGAGUCCUGCAGUGUACCACGGAAAAUCAAUGUCAGUCCAACAACUUACAGAUUACUCAAAGAUUGUCCUGGUUUUGUGUUUACCCCUCGAUCAAGGGAGGAACUUCCACCAAACUUCCCCAGUGAUAUUCCUGGAAUCUGUUAUUUUCUGGAAGCUUAUCAACAAGGAACAAAUUCAAAACCAUGGUUCCAAAAGAAAGAUGUUGAAUAUGGCAAUGCCAAUUUUUUAGGCAAAGCAUCGGGAAUAGAUUAGCAAAAUAUAUUCCUGAUUAUUAUUCUUUGGAGUUUGACUCCUUGGAGCAUAUGUGGAAUCUCUGAAAGCACUUUAGGAUGCACAUGGCUAAAGAGCAGUAUUAAAAUUUAAGGAGCUAAGUCACGAUCUACUUUUUUUUUCCACUUAACAUGACAAAAAUGUAUUCACUUCAAUACUUCAACCCUUCAGUGAAAAUAAGAAAAAGAAACCUCAAAAAGUGACUUUUGGGGGCCAUUCCUGUUAUAUAACAAUCACGUAUUACUUAUACUCAAAACUUAGCACAUCGUACAUAUAUCAGGUAGUUGUAGCGACCUGUACAAUGUGAUGGAGUUACUUGCAAUCUUGUGUCUUGGUGGAAUGCCAUGGUUAUUAAAGUGUAUUUGUGAUAGUGUUGCCUUAAAAAAGCUUUUAAAUAGAAAUUAUAGUCUUCGAUACCAUAAGCUCUUUGAACCUUUCAACUCUGCAUUUUAUUAUAUUUCCUCAUAUAAUUUUUAGCAUAUGUAACAAAUAGAUUGAAUUUUUUUGUUGUACUAUUCUUUUUUUUUCUUUUUUGAGAAAAUAAGCCAUUAUGGGUUAGAUGCAAUCUGGAUAUAAAAUAGAUCUUAUGUAAAUAUCAAAGAUUAUUUUAUAAGAAUAUUCUUCAUAACAUAUUGUGUCAUUAACAAUAAAUAUUUCCAUUUGUUUUGACUUUUUUUUCCACACAUGGUAAAGGCUAUUUUAAUUCAUAUUAGCAAUUUAAGUCCUAUUCAUUUUUUGUGUUAUUGUAUUCAGGAUAAAAGAGGAUUACAGCUUAUAUUAAAAUGCAAUAAUAUCAUUCUAAUUUAAUUCAACCAGAAGCAACAUGAGAGUAAAGUAAGCAUUCAGAGAACAUACCAUAAAGUACAAAAAUAAAAUAUUUACACACACACACACACACACACACACACACACACACACAGAGUAAUUUGGGUUUAUUUCAGCAGACAUUCUCCAUUGCCAUGCUGAGCCAUAAAAGAAAAUCGAAGUUCAGAAUUGGAAAAUAAGACUUGUUCUUUUUUUCUGACAGUAUAUUUUUAAGUGUUUGUGUUGAACACUUUAUUGUGUGUUUAUGUCCUAAGACUCAUCACGGAUUUUUUUGUCUUAUUAGGUACACAUCUGUGAAUUUUUUAUUCUAAUUGAAAUAUCUCAAUGAUACUGUUUGAAGAGAAUGUUAGUGCUGAAGAAAACAAUGCUGUGAUUUCAUUAUGGAAAAUUUAAAACAUUUUUCUGGAGCUUGAACUUUAAUUUUUAAUAAUGUUAAUCUAAGAUCUCUGGUGUACUAAAUAUCUUGCAGAGUUUGGUUUAGGAUAAGGAUUUGAGAAAGAGAAAGAUGAACAUUAUAGUUUUUAAAUCAACAUUAGCAGAACCAUAGAUAGGCUGAACACUUUUUGGGGAAUUCUAAGAAGUAACCCAGUUAAAAAUUUUUUAAAUUAUCUCCACUAGUUCCCAGGCUACCCCAUGGUGACCUCAGGAAUAAAAAGUAAUUACUGAUUGGCCUCUAAUAUACCUAGGGUACUACUUUAGAUAUUACAAUGAUUAUUAUUAAUUAAGUGAUACCUCAGUGUCCUAAAAGAUGAAUUUGUCUCAUUAAAUUCCAAUCCUAUUGCAGGAAAAUACCAUAGGCCUUUGGAAAAUAUAGUUUCAUAAUUAUAUAAAAGUAAUAAAAAUACUUAAAAGGAAAAUAAACACAUACUUUUUUUUCCCCGUGGAACAGAAUCCUUAUUAUAGGGAUAAUAAUAGGAACUACAGGAAAUUAAAAAGCAUAAAAUGUCUUUAUCAAAUAUUUAAGCAGACUAUAACUUGGCAAUAAUUUGUGUUCUAAAAGUUAGUAAGCCAAUUAGAAUUCAAAAAAAUUUUCUCUGUGUGUUUAGAGAAAAAUGCAAACAAUCUGAAUAAAAGCUAUAUGAGAAUUCCUGGUACUAUAUCUGCAACCCUUCUAUAAGUGUCACCAAAAAUGUAUUUUUCCAGAUAAAUUAAAUAAUCUGUGAUAGGCUCCCCAGGCCAGCCUACAAAGGCUCAUUAUUGGACCUUAAGCAAGAUGAACAUACAGUAUUUUCAUGAGAGAAUACAUUCAAAAUCCACAACUGGAUGUUAAAAUAUUUAAGCAAUUCCUUUUCCCUCUGUCUUAUCCAAUUUGGAGGAUAGAGGUUAUGAAGACAUUUUCAGACCAGACCACUGAUGGUAGCCAGGGGCAGAGAACUGAGAGGUAAUCUUUAAGAAAGUAAGGGACCAAAAUAGGAGUUCCGAUUUAGGAGUAGAAUUGAGGAUGGAAAAGAGAAUGGACAGAGAAGGUCUAUGACUGGUGUAGGGGCUAAGGGUUCUGAAUCUUGUUGCCAUAUUAUUCUAAAAAAUAUAAUGUGGGGUCCCAAGCCUGCUUCCUAUCAGCUUGUUUUUCCUGAGAAUUCAAAGAGCUGUUCCUUCUGUUCUGAUUUUAUUGUUUCCAUUCAUGGCUUCUGGCCCCAUUAUUUUGUAUCCAGUAUACAAAAUAAAUUCAUUUUUCAUAUAUAUUUUUCAAGCAAGCAUUCAGUUCCACUGCAAUUGUCUAAAGACAUUUAUAUCGAGAAGCAAAGAGAAGUAUAGAGUUAAAAUAUCUCUUCCCAUUUUUCCUCAUCUUUUUGUUUCCAUCUAGAUUUUGUAAGAAAAUGCAAAGUUUGAACCUAAAUACAAAUAGAUUCACUUACUCAUUUUCAUUUAUUUAUUCAUUUCUUGAAUGACUGCUAUGUGCUGAGAAUAAUGCUGUUUUUGGAAUUCAAAGAUCAAGUAUGGCCCACUUUAUCAAGAAAGGAAAAUGAAGGAUGAACAUAAGAUAAGUAAUUACAAAAUUCUGUGCAGAGACUCAGUGCUUGGAGAAGCGUCUUGGGCUUAGAGGAGUUCAGUAAGCAGAGGAAGAAGGACUUGGUCCAAGCAAGUAAACAAGUAUGCACAAAGAAAUGGAAUCUCGGAGAUGUGUAGUGUAUCUUGAUGGCAAGUGGCCUGGGAUGAGUUCGCAGUGAGAACAAGGACAGAAUGACUAUUUGGACACAAAUCAUAGAGGGGGCUGUUUGUGAUGUUAAGGUGAAUGAUUAUUAUUAAUCAUCAUUAUUAUUAAUUACCAUGGAGCCCUUUGUUCAUAACAAAUCUUACAAGAGAAAAAAAAAGCUAAAGAAAAAAAGUAAAUCAUUGGCUUCUGCCUCCCUCCCAACAGUUUUAAAACUAGUAGGCAAGGGAGAUGUCAAAUGUUAAAGGAAGAAAUGGUAUGAAAGGUAGGGUCAGAAGCAGCAAGGAUAAUGACGCGUACUGACUUGCAGAAAUGACCAAAUGAACAUUCUUCUGUAUCGCAGAAGAAAAUGACUCAUGCUAUAUCUUGGGUAUUUUACUAUAAGUAAGAACAUGAAGCUGGAUGUCUGGCAUGGGAAUUUGAUAUUGCUCUCCCAGUCAUUAGUCCUUCAUAUCCUUUGGUAGGAAGGAAAGAAGAGUUUGCUUCUGCAUUUUACUAAACUUUCCUCCAAAUUCUUCUCCCUGAUAUUGCCUGUCAUGCCAAGGCAGACCCUGCCAGGCCUGUCCUAUGGUUAGGUUAGAAGCAGCCAUAGGAUGGAAAAAGGUGUUCCAUGGGAGACAUAGCAAACGAAAGGAUGAAGGGGAGUGUUUUCUCCACAUAGUGCUAGGGAGAUAGACAUGGUCCCCUGAGAUUCCCCAGCUGAGAAAGUGCCCAAAUGGAACUUUACAUACAAAUCUCGAAUGAAGUCGGGGGCUAUCAAAUGCUUGAAAGCCACAUUAAGUCCCCGUUAAAGCAACAGUUAAUAGUCCCAAAGAGAAUAGGUUAAUGAACUAUUGUAGUUUAAGUGCAUGGAUUUUGCCUGGAUAAAUCACUAUUUAUAAGUGAAAAGGAAUCUCUUUGAUACAUAGUUGUUGGGGUGGCUUGAUAGAUCGCUACCCUUCACUGAACAAUAAAACAUAAAGAGUUUGUUUUGCCUGAUUGUACACUUUGGUGCUAUUUCACUCUUUAGAUAUCUGUACUUAGUUAAAUGAAGGCAGACUUGAAGGGUGGAAGCAUGAGAGGAUAUGACCCAUGAUUUGAGAGGUGGGAGAACAGUGCCUGGACCAGAGCCCUUGCAAUUCCUGUACAGAAGGACUUAACCAUCUCCUGCAAAACAAAAAGUCAGUGCUGCAGGGAUGAUAGAGAAGUGCAAUUCCUUUGUCUAAUCACGGGCUAAAAGCAGGGACAGCUUGCUUUAUUAAGCAGAGAAUUCCAAAAUGCAAUUUUGAACCUAAGCCUACAGUUUUAUAAUGCAUGUCUUUGUUGGGAUUUUUCUCAAGUCCUGAGAAAUCUUGGUAUCAUCUGAGAAGGGAAGAAUCACUCCUGUUCUGAGAGCCAUGAGCUUGAGAAGUACUUAGUUCCUUGCUGAGUUUCCUUCUCUUUGCUUGUUUGCUUCCAGAUUUUACAUACACUGUGGUUCCCUUUUAAAUCCUCCUUUUAUUAUAUUUAUGAUGUAUUAUACUCCUCCGGUAUUCUUACUUUAAGCCACUUAAAACAUUUUAUAUUUUAUUGGCAUCUAGCUUUCUCUUUAAGCGGCUGUGCUCUUAACCUGCCAUGUCUGCAUCUGUUUUGGCAAGUUCACAUGAACUAUACACUUUUUCAUCCAAAACUGUUUUCUUUUUUCUUUAAUGCUCAUUUCUUCCCAUAUUCAGUGCAUGAUAAAAAAAAAAAUAGCAAAGGCUGUAUAUGCAUAGAUUCUAGUUUAAAAAAAAAAAAACAAACUAAGCUAAAGGGAGGAAGAAGUCAUAUUCUGAAAGCCAGGCUUUUUUUUAUCAUCAGUGCAGAUUUUUUCCAUCAUAAUAAACUUAGUUUCAGGAAAACGUCAAUAUUUUAGAUUUAAACAUUGGGAUAGAAACAGGACAAAAGUUAAAUGGAAGAUCCAAGACUUAAUCUCAAACAUUCUGAUAGAAGAUUUUGGAUAAGUUUGUGCUGCCUUUAAAUUUCUUAAGUAUUUAAUGUCAUAAUAUUAAAUUGCCAAUAAACCUUACAGAUUGUGAAGAAAUCUGCUUGGCAGAAAAGUACUUCGCAUAAUGCCCAAAUCUUAAAGUAAGAUGUUUGUUUAGUCUGAAAUGUUGCCAAACCCAUCUGUGUUUAGGAAAGAACUAUGAGGUGGUCCCAGAGAAAACUAGAAACAGAAACAAAAAUGCUGUUACAUAAAUUGGACAAUCUAACAUACACACCUGGAAUAAAAGGGACAAACUGAAGCCUUUUGGAAAAUUAUAGUGACAGUGGUCAUGGAAUUCGGUGCCUUUAGAAAUGAUGAUGCCCCUUGACUCAAGGAUGUGCAGCACCCAGACCCUGUUUUAUCACAGUGAGCUGCCUUCUUCCCCAAACAACUUACAUCUUGCAAAACUGAAGUGAAUAAAAAUAUACUAGUACUUGA